Messenger RNA from Diachasmimorpha longicaudata, 753 nucleotides. RefSeq names its product E3 ubiquitin-protein ligase MARCHF3-like. Gene Ontology annotation, molecular function: ubiquitin-protein transferase activity; zinc ion binding. The transcript has 2 exons. Gene Ontology annotation, biological process: protein ubiquitination. The record is from RefSeq and is a predicted model, not a curated record. NCBI's taxonomy places the organism in Eukaryota, Metazoa, Arthropoda, Insecta, Hymenoptera, Braconidae. Bases 1 to 753 code for a protein of 250 amino acids.
AUGAGUGAUGAAAAGGUAGUUCUAAGUAUUUUGGAUGACCUUUUGGAGGUGGUGACAGUGAGAAAUUAUGAAAUCAUCGAAAAAUAUGGGGAUGAAGCGCCAAGGAGAAGUAAUAGAUCGACUUUCAGUCAAACAUCAAUAUAUAAACUCUGCCGGAUAUGUUACGACAACUUGAGAUAUCCGAUAAUCUAUCCCUGCAAGUGUAAGGUGAGUGACAUACCUGGGAGAAACGAUCUUCUUGGCACGAUGGGUGCAGUUCACCAGCCCUGCCUUGAAAGAUGGCUGGAGGAGUCUAACAGAUCUAGUUGUGAGGUAUGUGGUUUCGCUUUCGACGUAGAACGCACCCCACGGCAUCAACCCCUCCACUCUCUCGUGAUAUUUAUCAAGAAGUCCCCUGGGGAUCUUCAAAUCUCCAUACGACCACCAAAGAUCGACCUCAUACGUUGUAUGGUCCUAACGACCAUGACCCUCGCUGCAAUAUACAUCUUCAUCGUUGCUGGGGAUUUUUAUUCAUCAAAUAAUUUUGAUAACUUUCCCCCAGCAAAGUGGACGAACUAUUCCCUUAUUUUUCUCAUAUUUCUAAUAGUAUUUUCAUACUUUAUGUGGACAUUUUGGACCCUUGAUUACCAUAAAAAUGUUUGGUACUGGUGGUGGCAGAAAACAAGUACCGUCAGAAUGAAUUAUCAUCGUCACUCGGUAGAUGAGAGGAAAAAUUUGAAUUUGAGUUGCAGUCGCGCGAUCUCGAGAGUCUGA